AAAAAAAGAACGGCCCACCUUGUCCGCCGCGGCGUCCACUCGCCGCCGUCGAGCCGGCGCCCCAGCGCCUCAAGAGUCAAGGACGGUAACCACUCCUCCGCGCGCUUCACCUUGCCAGCUCCGGUCUCCACUCUCCUGGAAGGGGUGGGCGCUGGGCACACUCAGCAGUCACCAGUGCUCCUGAUCUGGAUUUGUGUGACGGCCGGACUGCUCGGCGAAUCGGGGACCAAUCGGUUGUGGAGGUUAUUGGAGGGCCCUGUCCAAGAAUCAUGUGUCGCCUGUGUAGGCAACUAGGCAUCGGUGCAGCUUGGCCCCCAAUUUGGAUGUCACUAGGGAGGAUGUGUUGCUGUGUGCCUUUAGCCCUUCACAUCAACCAAGGAAUCAUGAUAUCUAAAAAGAGAAACACAGCAGGUGGACUAUGCAUCUGUCACGUCUUCAGGGUACUAUACAAAAAGAUAACUACUAUUAUCUGAUCAUGCAAUUGCUACUGAGAUAUCUCAUCGCCUGUGUGUUGUAUGUUGAGGCUUUCUGGUUGUUUCACUCCACGUCAGAUUCUCUUAUCAAGAUGUGAUGCUGAUUGAAGGCGUGAAGGGCACUUGCCGGACCAAUCAUUGAGUGAAUCUAUUUUACCCCCUUCUGCCACGUGGUCCAGUGAUUUCAGAGAGUUAUGGUUUGUAACUGCUGAAAGGAACUAUUGAAAUCAUUUUCUUUGUCGAACUUUUUCUGUCUGUGCAAAAAGUUGGCAUCUCGUAGUACUAUUCUAAUUCUCCACCAUUGUCUUUGAUUUUACCGCUACAUUAUGCUUGAACUUUGAGGGGCAAAAACUCAAGUCUCCUUGUGUCUGUCAGACAACACAUUCAUCCCUGCAACGUGUCACCCUGCAAAUGCUAGCAUAUGUCAUAAUUUGAAUUUAACAUAGUAAACACUUUAAAUGUAAAAAGACAGCAUCAUAUGAAACAUGGUAAUGGAUGAAUCUUUUUUUGUGAUAAUUAUUUGCUUUUUUCACAUUUGUAGCAGACACUUGACUAGAUGCAUGACUUUUUGUGAAAGUUGCCCCACUAAUCACUGAAAGAAAAUGCUUUUUUUGCAGUUUUGUUUUUGCUUCACAUCCCACAAUGGCCAUUUAAUUCUGCUUUCCUGAUUUGAAUUUGAAGGAUCCAUUUCUUGAAGGGAAACUGUGUUAUAGGUUCAGCUUUAUCCAUUUUUCCUCCUUGCAACGUGAGACUUAACUAACUUGGAACUUUCCAAUUUAGAUACUUCAUUGGGUUAUCCCACACUCAACUAAUUACUUUUGAAUGGAGUUAGUCUUCUCAAAUCGAGGAAUAGAAACCUCUAUCGGUAGCUACCCUGGCCCUCCUCUAUUCCUUUGCAUUUUCUUCCAUGAAAAACAGCUCAUAGACAGCAGAGUUUGGCAUGGGCUCAAAGCUAGAGUUGAUGACAAAUAAAGUAAUAUACCUGAGCUGUUAAUGUAUUAUAAGUACAUAUACUGACCAAGCACCGGGUUAGAGCAUUGAACUUUGGGAGUCAUUGUAACUCCUGCCCGGACCCGGAUUCGGAGCACGGCACCUUCUUAGAACAAAGCCUGGGGAAGUCGGGGACCGCGGCUGAGUGUUUUUUUUUGUAAGUACCUAUACCGUCAAUAACAAAAUGAUAGCAAUUUAUCAUCACAAGUAAUCAUAAACAUUGGUCAGGAGAAUUUUCUAUGGGCAUUGUGCCAAGUAAAAUAAAUUGUCGAUCUUCUUGGACUGGCGGUAGUAAUGGAUCUACAUAGUUCAAAUAAGAGCUGUUAUGGUUUCUGCAGGCUAAAUGCGCACAACAUGCACCUCAAAUGAGCAUCAGAAAUGUAGCUGUUUAAGUCAUUGUCCAAAGUGUGGAUAGGUAUUGCACACCUUGGCGAUGAAAUCCCUAGUGUACGUGGCAUGCUAAUAUUUGCUAUUCAUACUUAGAAAUAUCUUCACUUUCACCUAUGCAGCUAUGCUGGGUGAUAGUAACAACCUCCUCGGCUAUAUAAAUGAACCCCAUGUCCAACAUUUUACAAGCAAAGUGAUCGACCAGUUGCACAUGCAUUUUGUGCCUACUCUACCUUGAAGGCAUUCAUUUGCCUCUGUUCCCAUCAUUCAACACUUGUAAAUGGAGUGUUAUAAUUUGCAGCGCCAGGCAGCAUGCUUGAAAAAGAACCUCUUUGAUCAGGGGUACUUGGAUGAGCAAUUUUGUCAGAUUGAAGACUUGCAGGAUGAAGCAAGUCCUAAUUUUGCAGAAGAAGUUGUUUCCUUAUUCUUCAAGGACUCAGCCAGACUAAUGACAAAUAUUGAGCAAGCUAUGGAGAAGAACCCCAGAGAUUUCAAUAGAUGGGAUUCACACAUGCAGCAAUUGAAAGGAAGCUGUUCUAGCAUUGGUGCUUCUAGGAUGAAGAAUGAGUGCACAUCAUUCAGGAAUAGCUGUGGAGACGAGAAUGCUGAAGGCUGCAUGAGGUCUUUCCAAAAGUUGAAGAGGGAGCAUGGUGUCCUCAGGCAGAAGCUGGAAUCCUACUUCCAGCUGCUCCGACAAGCCGGCCCUGCUGAGACUGCAAUCAGGCGUGGGGGGCGAUGACUAGCUUGGCCCUCAAAGUCUCCAGGUAGUCCCUUAAGCUGGUAUUGCUGACUAGCUUGGCCCUUACGGUGAUGUAGCCUGACAGACUUGGUGUGCCAGGUCUGCCUCUAUCUCUGUAUAUGAUUUAUAUGGUCAAAUAAACUCGAUGGAGUUUGCAUCA
Setaria italica (foxtail millet) is the source of this 2749-nucleotide messenger RNA. Its product is annotated as pseudo histidine-containing phosphotransfer protein 5. Gene Ontology annotation, cellular component: nucleus; cytoplasm. NCBI's taxonomy places the organism in Eukaryota, Viridiplantae, Streptophyta, Magnoliopsida, Poales, Poaceae. Gene Ontology annotation, molecular function: histidine phosphotransfer kinase activity; protein histidine kinase binding. The transcript has 9 exons. Gene Ontology annotation, biological process: phosphorylation; cytokinin-activated signaling pathway; phosphorelay signal transduction system. The record is from RefSeq and is a predicted model, not a curated record. Bases 2131 to 2589 code for a protein of 152 amino acids.